UUUCUAAAACCUGCCAUUUUACAUCUCAAAGUUUUGUUAGUUUGUACUUUAACUAUUUGAAACAGUGAAUAAUUUCAAUAAGUAACAUUGACAUUCCACAGCAUUUGUGCUUUCACGGUUUCACUCACACCUGCUUUCUUCUGCCCAACAGGCGGAAGACAAACACUUUCUUGGCUACUUGUAGAUGUGAAUCCCUGAAUAGGGAAACCAGAGAGCAGAAUGGCAUUAAGCGCAGCUCGUGGCGUGCAUGGCUGUCUACAAAAGCUGCAUGCUUUACUUGACAUCGGGGACUCCAACAGGGCAAACGAGGAGGCCCGUGAUCUUAUCCGAGACCUCGGACACGAAUGCAUGCUGGCCAGGAGCGAAAGCGAGUUAGUUUUGCAGACUUCUUUACUUUUUUCCAAGGAAGAUGGACUACUCCUAUACCUUCGAAAAUCUCUUAGCAUUGAUGAUCUUCGUGAAAGUAGAGAUGAAGUUCUGAAGCUGUUAAUAAUGUUUUUAGAGAGAGUUAAAAACAGAGUAAUAGGAUGGGAGAAAACAUACGGUCUUGACAUUAAGGAUGUUUGCCUUAUUGUUUAUACUAAAGACAGAGCUGCGAGAAGCAGAGUUUCUGCCUUGGAUCUUCUUAUUAAGUUGCUUUACGACUGCAGAGGUUCCACUGUCCUUCAGGAUUUUAAAAUUGCAGACAUUUUCAAUAAAUUCUAUGGGGAUCUUGUUCAAAAAAGUAAAUUUGCUGACACAGUUCUAGAGAAGGUGUAUGAGCUACUGGGUGUAUUGGCAGAGGUACAGCCCAGUGACAUGUUGGAUAACUCUGACAAACUGUACCGUGCUUACCUGAGUGAACUGAAACUACAGAUGACCUCAGCAACAAGAGAACCCAAGCUUCCUUUAGUAGCUGGAUGUCUUAAAGGCUUAACAGCUCUUAUGAUCAAUUUUACAAAGUCAAUGGAUGAAGAUCCCAAAACUUCAAAGGAAAUCUUUGAUUAUGCACUAAAAGCAAUAACUCCCCAGACCGAGCUAAAAAGAUAUGCUGUGCUUUUGGCUGGAUUGUACCUGUUUUCAAAACAUGCAUCUCAAUUCAGCACCUGUCUCUUGGACAACUACCAGUAUCUCUUUGAAAUCCUGUCAAAGUACUGUAGUCACUCAAAUGUAGACAUGAAGAAAGCUGGUCAUGCUGCAUUGGACACAUUCUUGAAACAAGUUUCUCUUUUGGUGGCUGAGAAUGCUGAGCUCCAUAAAAGUAAGCUUGAGUAUUUCAUGCGUCAGUUUUAUAGUAUCAUUCGAACACUGGACUGCAGUACAAAGGAACUCUCUAUUGCCAUCCGAGGAUAUGGACUGUUUGCAGGACCUUGCAAAGCACUAAAGUCGAAUGAUUCAGAUGACAUCGAUUUUAUGUACACAGAGCUCAUCCAACGCUGCAAACAAAUGUACUUGACUGAAUCUGAUACAGAAGAUGACAACAUGUACCAGUUGCCAAGCUUCCUGGACUCCAUUUCUAGUGUCAUACUGCAUCUUGACAAGAUUCCUGAGGUGUACACCCCUGUUCUAGAGAGGCUUCUGGUUGUCCAGAUUGAUAGUUUCCCACAGUACAGUCAGAAAAUGCAGCCAGCAUGCUGUCGAUCCAUAAUAAAGGUGCUUGUUGCAUUGGCAGGGAAGGGUCCUGUUUUAUGGAGCUUUAUUAGCACAGUUGUGCAUCAGGGCUUGAUUCGUGUCUGUUCAAAGCCAGUACUACGCAGUGGGGAAGAAGAAAGUGAUCAAGAGAAAGAUGCUCAAGUACGCAGUGGCAAGUGGAAGAUUCCUUCUUAUCGUGACUAUUUGGAUCUCUUUAAGAGCUUGUUGGACUGUGAUAAAAUGAUGGAAUCUGGAUUUAUAGAUACAGAAGCUCUUGGCUCACCUCUACGUUCUCUGAACCGUCUUCUUUAUGAUGAGCUGAUGAAAUCUCUUUUGAAGAUCAUUGAGAAAUUAGAUUUGUCUGUACAUACACCGCAUGUUGAAGAAGAAGUGGUUGGCAAUUUUCCUACUGAAAACAACUUAUCAAUCCCAUCAUCUGAUCCCUCUGCAAAUUUAUUUCCAAGCAAGCCCAAAGACUUUACUGCCUUUAUCAAUCUGGUGGAUUUUUGCAGUGAAUUGCUUCUGCAAAAACACAAUGACUACUUUGCUCAAUGGGUGUAUGUUUUGGGAUAUGAGCUCAUUCUUCAAUCAACUAGGUUUCCCUUGGUCAGUGGUUUUUACAAAUUGCUGUCUGUUUGCAUGAAGAUUGCAAAGAAAAUAAAGUAUUUCCAGGGAGUGGGCCCAAAAACCAUCAAACCUGUCCCAGAUAAUCAGAAUGUUUAUGCCUGCUUUGCACUCUUUGCAAAAUUUGGAAAGGAGGUUUGCUCCAGAAUGAAACAGUACAAAGAUGAAUUGCUUGCUUCUUGCCUGUUUUUUGUUCUUUCCCUUCCUCCCAACAUUGUGACUUUAGAUAUCAGACCUUAUAUUCCUAGCCUUCAGACAGCAUUCAUACUUGGUCUAAGUCAUCCCCCACUGGCUAAUGCUGGUUUAGAGGCCCUUGAAAAUUGGUCAGAAUUUAUACCAAAGCAUGAUAUUCAACCCUUUUAUAACAAUGUGCUCCCCUGCUUGGAUGGUUAUUUGAAAGCCACAGCACUUAUUGAUGAAGAACAACUUAACUGGCAAGUUUCAAGCCUUCCUCAAUCUUCCGGAAAAAAUUACAGAACAGUUUUAAUGCGCCUUUUAAAGAAGACAAAGCAACUUUCCAUGAGUGAUGAUUCGCCUGCUGCAUUGGUAAAACGGAGAGUUGUACGUCUACUUGGACGUUUAGGCGGGAAGCUAAAUAGAAGUUUGAUCACAGCUACUUGUGCAGAAGAUAUGAUGAAAAAAUGUGUUGCUUGGGAAACAGAGAAGAAACUAAAUUUUCCAAUGCCUUUUGCUGAUAUGAAGCCCAUCAUCUUUCUUGAUGUUUUUCUGCCUCACGUUGCUGAACUAGCACUCUCAACUAGUGACAGACAGACUAAAGUGGCUGCCUGUGAACUACUGCAUAGCAUUCUAAUGUAUAUGUUGGGGAAAGGAUCUCAGAUGCCAGAAGGGCCCAGCAUUGUCCCUCCACUGUACAGGCUGCAUAAACAUAUUUUCCCUGUACUUCUGCGGUUGGCUUGUGAUGUAGAUCAGGUGACAAGGCAGUUGUAUGAGCCGCUAGUUAUGCAGCUUAUUCACUGGUUUACAAGCAACAAGAAAUUCGAGAGUCAAGACACUGUUGCCAUGCUGGAAGCUAUUCUGGAUGGGUUGGUUCACCCUGUGGAAAGCACCCUGAGAGAUUUCUGUGGUCAGUGUGUACAAGAAUUUUUGAAGUGGUCAAUAAAGCAGACAACUCCAGAGCAGCAGAAAAAUAGCCCAGCUAAUACCAAAUCUCUUUUCAAGAGACUCUAUAGUCUAGCACUGCAUCCUAAUGCUUUCAAGCGGCUUGGGGCAGCCCUAGCUUUUAACAGCAUCUAUAAACAUUUCAGAGAAGAAGAAGCCCUUGUUGAUCAAUUUGUGUUUGAAGUGUUGGUGAUAUACAUUGAAAGCCUUGCUCUAGCACACACAGAUGACAAGUCAUUAGGAACAUUGCAACAGUGUAGCGAUGCACUUAAACACCUGGAAAGGAUAAUAAAGUACAAGGCUACAUCACUGAAUAAAGCAUCAAAAAGGCGUAUUCCAAGGGGAUUUGCACCUAAUAAGCCUGUGUGCUUAGUGGAUGUUGUAUUGUGGCUACUGGAGCAGUGUGGACGGCCGCAGACUGAGUGCAGACACAGAUGCAUGGAAUUAUUUUAUGAAUUUGUUCCGCUGUUGCCAGGUAACAAAAACACUUCUCUGUGGCUGGAUGAUCUCAUAAAGAAGCAAGGGGUAUCUUUCUUGAUUGAUUGCUUUGAGUGUGGAGGCUCAGUUAAAAGUGGAUCAGGGAUUUUGUCCAAACGCACCCUUCAAGAAAUCCAAGAACCGUUCAGCCUGCGCAUAACCCUAUGGUGGAUGGAUAUGUUGCUUGCUUCUCUAGACUGCUAUAAUACCUUCAUUGGACUUCGAUUUGUCAAGCCUUAUGAAAUUUUGGGUUCAGAUUCAAAGUCAGGGUUUUUGCAAGCUGUCAGAUUUUUCCUGAACAAACUUGCCUUACAUGAUGUGUCAGCUGCUGAAAAAUGCUUUGAGUCUGGGGCUAAGGGUGUACUCUUUAGUCCCAGGGAGCAAGAACAUUAUAACUUCAAAAAAGGAACCAUCAUUGUGAGGACAUUGGAAUUUGUUACUAUGGUUCUUGAGAACUGCCAGCCUCAGUUUUGGAAGGUACUAGAGAACCAUGUUUUGAACCCAGAUUUCUUUAAGUUGACUGCAGUGGCUGUUUGCAUCCCUUCAAACAUUGGAUUCAAUAUGGCAGAUGUGGAAGUAAUGAAGAAUCUUCCAGAUGUAUGUGUGCGCCUCAUGAAAGCCUUGAAAAAUUCAAUUUAUAAAGACAAAUUGGAAGCUUACAUUAAAGAAAUGAUCACUGCUUACAGUGUCCAAGAGCUUUGUGAAGUGGACUUUUAUAAGACAGACUCUUGGUCAGAUCAGGCCCGGUUGAUGCUUGUCCUGUCUGCUUGCAAACAACUGCACAGAGCCGAGCUGCUUAAUUCAACUUUGCAAAGUCAGGCUUCUAGGUUUGGUUCACCAUUAGGUUCAAGGCUUCUUUCUGUGGUGUACAAAGGUAUAGCACCAGGCGGGGAAAGAAAAUCUCUUCCAUCCCUUGAUGUAAGUAGUAGGAGGCUGGCAGAUGGACUACUUCAGCUGGCAUUUUCACUUGGCGGUCAGACUGAACCACUGGUAGAUUUGUUGCUGAACACAGUAACACUGUCUGUGCCACUCUCUGGACAUGCUAACAAAAACUUCAUUUCAUUCUCUCAUGGGGAAUAUUUUUAUAACCUGUUUCAAGACACCAUCAACUAUGAGCUGCUAAGGAAUCAGGACAUUAGUGUGACUAUCCUGAUGAAGUCUGCAUCAGAAAAUCCGAAAAUGGUUAGCAUGGUUCUGAAUGGGAUGCUGGACCAGAGCUUUAGGGACCGCUCAGUGAGAAAAACAGAGGGACUGCGGCUUGUACAAGAAGUGCUAACUAAUUGGGAUAACUUUAAGCCUUGGUGGGCAAGCAGUACAGCCUCAGAAAACAAGAUGUCUGUUCUAAUUUUACUCUCUAAAGUCUUACAGAUAGAUUCUUCAGUUUCAUUUAAGACAAGUCACAAUGCAUUUGGAGCUGUAUUUAAUACAUACACUUCUUUAAUUACUGACACAGCAUUGCCCUUAAAUUUAAAGAGCCAGGCACUGAUUAUCCUGCCAUUCUUCACCAACCUCCCAGAAAGCAUCCUCCUUGAUCUCCAGACUGCCCUGGAGAAGCUGGUUGCUUGUCACUUUCCCAUGCAGUCAGAUGAGUUUCCUACAGGAACACUACGCUAUAACAACUAUGUGGAUAGCAUUAAAAAGCUUUUGGAUGCUUUGGAAAUGUCCCAGAGCCCAAUGUUAUUAAAAUUAAUGACUGAAAUCCUUUGUCGGGACAACAGGCAUAUCAUGGAAGAGCUAUUUCAAACAUGCUUUAGAAACAUUGCCAAAAGGGGUGCCUGCAGUAAACAAGUCUCUCUACUAGACACUGUUUUUCAAAUGUUCCAAACAGAGGAUCCAUGUGCCAGCACAACUCGACAAGCAGUUGUUGACCGUUGCCUCCUGACUAUUCUUUUUAACUGUAGCCUGGAAGCACUUACGGAGUUCCUCUGUAAAACAGUAGCUUAUAUCAUGACCAUCUUACAAGCUAGGUUCUUAAAGUCAAACGAAUCUGCAUUUGAUACCCAACUUGCUAAGAAAAAUGGUUGCUACAAAAUUAUGGAAGUUGUUUAUUCACGUUUGCCUAAGGAGGAGGUUUACUCCAAAGAAUCAAAGGUCAAUCAAGCUUACUGUGGUCACAACAAAUCGGAGGGCAAUGAGCUUUCAAAAACCUUACUCAAGUGCUGUUUUGAUGCCUUCACAGAGAAUAUGGCGGGAGAAACACAACUAUUGGAAGAAAGACGUCGGCAUCAUUGCUAUGCAUAUAACUGUGCAGUUGCAGUGAUCAGCUGCAGUUUUAAUGAAGUGAAGUUUUAUCAAGGCUUUCUUUUUAGUGAGAAACCAGAAAAGAAUCAAUUUAUCUUGGAAAAUCUAAUUGAUAUGCAACGCAUAUACAGUUUUCCUAUUGAGAUUGAGGUUCCUCUGGAGAAGAAAAAGAAAUACUUAGCCAUUCGUAAAGAAGCCAGAGAAGCAGGUGAUGGCAGUUCAGAUGAGCCCCACUACUUAUCAUCACAGUCAUACAUGGCUGACAGCAGUCUAAGUGAAGAGAUGAGUCAGUUUGAUUUUUCCACUGGCAUUCAGAGCUUUUCAAUUGGUUCUCAAGCAUCCACUUCAGCAGUUGUCCGUAGCAAGAGGAAGGUGGAGCGAGCAGAAUCCACUGCACAGGGAGAUUCUGUGGAACUAGAGAUGGAUGAGCUGAAUGCUCACGAAUGCAUGGCAACUCUGACGGCACUCAUCAGUCACAUGCAAAAGAACAACAUUACACCGAAAGUUGAGGAGGGAACAGCUCCAGUUGAUCUUCCAGUGUGGAUGAAGUUUCUCAAUGUCAAGCUAGGAAACCCUUCUACACCUCUAAAUAUCCGCCUCUUUAUUGCAAAGCUGAUAAUUAACUCAGAGGAGGUUUUCCGUCCUUAUGCAAGACAUUGGCUUGGCCCUCUGUUGCAGCUGGUUGUGUCGGAUAAAAAUGGUGGAGAAGGAAUUCACUACAUGGUUGUAGAGAUUGUGGUGGUUCUUCUCUCUUGGACAAGUGUGACAUCCCCAAAGGGAAAUAUCAAGGAUGAAGUAUUAGCAAAUCGACUCUUGGAAUUUUUAAUGAAGAAUGCAUUUCAUAAGAAAAGAGCCGUAUAUAGGCACAAUUUGGAGAUUAUUAAGACAGUGGUGGAAUGCUGGAAAGACAGCCUAGAGAUUCCUUAUAGAUUAAUAUAUGAAUGCUUCUCUGGUAAAGAUCCAAACAGCAAGAACAAUUCUGUUGGUCUGCAGCUGUUGGGCAUUGUUUUAGCUAAUAACUUACCUCCAUUUCAUCCGAUGUGUGGAAUCGAAAGUGAAAGAUACUUUCAAACAUUGGCUACCAAUAUAUCAUUUGGACGAUUUCAAGAAGUUUAUGCAGCAGCAGCUGAGGUUGUUGGGCUUGUAAUGCAGUAUCUGGCAGACAAAGAAAAGCAACUUGAGGGACCCAUUUUUCACUUUACAGUGAAGGAAUUGAAGCAGCUCCAGGACAAACAGGAAGGCACAUUUGUUGUGUGUUUAAACAAAAUUACCAAGAACUUUCCAAAGCUUGCUGACAGUUUCAUGAAUCAAGUAUUUUACUUGAUCCCCAAAAUGCAUGGUGUGCUGAAGACGCAAUGCUUAGAGAUUCUGAUGAGUCGAGCAGAUGAAACACCUGACUUUUAUAUGCAUUUGAAGACCAAAAACUUUGCUCAGAUUAUGAGUCACAGAGAUGAAGCAAGACAGCAGGUGUGCUUGGAUAUUAUACAUAAGAUACUGGCCAAACUGAAGCCAGAUGAACUAAAGGAACUGUUGGAGCCCAUUACAGCCUUCAUCCAGCACCCUUCCCCUGUCUGCAGAGAAAAAAUGUAUGACAUUCUAAUGUGGAUUUAUGAUAAUUACAGAGAUGAAGAGAGUCAGAGGGAUCCUAUCUCCUCAGAAGUCUUCUGCUUAUCCAAAGAAAGCCUGCUGCAGGGCUUAAUGGAUGAAAAUCAGCCCCUACAAUUGUAUGUUAGAAAUUUCUGGAGUCAUGAAACUCGACUGCCUAUAAACACACUGGAGAGAAUGCUAAUUAUAUUCCGGUCCAUGUACUCAAGCAAAAUUGAGAGUGAGUAUCUUAGUUUGGCUACCAAUCUUCUCUUGGAGAUGACCAGCAGGAGCCCUGACUACACAAGAGACAUUUUUGAGUAUCCUCUUUCUGAAUGCAAGUUCCAGGACUACACCAUUCAUUCCAACUGGAGAAACAGAAGCACGAUUCUCACUCCAAUGUUUGUUGAGACACAAGCAACGCAGGGUGGAAUUCGAGACAGGUCACAGGAUGGGUCAAUGUCUAGUGAAGGAACAAUUGGUGGCCAAGUUAGGGCAACUCAGGCACAACUUGAGUUUACUCCAACACAAACUGCAGGUCGACGCAGUUCCUAUAACUGGAUGACAGGAGCUAGUAUUGACACUUUUAUGGACUACUCUCUCCCCACGUCAUCUGAGUCUCUCUCUUCCUCUUUACUGGUUUUUGGUAAGAGAGGUGAAAAGAUUCAGAAGGCAGAAAGGAAGCCAGUUGGUGUGGAUUUUGGGUCCAAGAGACUUGGUCUUCCAGGAGAUGAAGUGGACAGUGGCACCAAAGUAAAAGACCAGCGAGCUGAUAUUCUGAGACUAAGGAGGAGAUUCCUGAAGGACCAAGAAAAAGUCAGUCAUAUUUAUGCACAAAAAAACAUCCGCGAACAGAAGCAAGAAAAGGCUAACGUGGCAGAGCAAAAGCUGAAGAAGGAAGGACAAAUUACUCUCUAUAGGCGAUACCGUCAAGGAGAUCUUCCUGAUAUUCAGAUUCAGUAUAGCAGUCUGAUUGCACCACUACAGGCUCUCGCUCAGAGAGAUCCAACUUUUGCUAAGCAGCUGUUUAGCUCACUAUUUACGGGCAUCCUGGUGGAAAUGAAAAACUCUAAAGGCUCUAAGGAAAAGAAGUCAAUUUUAGAAGAGCUGUUAGAGGAUAUUAAUACAUUCCUAAGUAAAAGUACCAUGUAUUUUCCACCAUUUGUUUCCUGUGUUCAGGAUAUGAGUUACCGACACCAAGAGCUGCUUCAGGUAACACCAACAAAUGUGAGCUCCAGCUGCUUGGUUAGCCUCCAGCAGCCAAUUGGGAUUCUUUUAUUGGAGGAAAGUUUAAUUCACCAGUCUGUUCCUGAAGAGCCACCCUUGAAGAGAGCCAAAGGAAGGGUGGCGCUCCCACCCGAUACAGAGCGAUGGAUCCAUUUGGCUAAGCUAUACAGAUCCCUGGGAGAUUAUGAUGUUCUCCGUGGUAUCUUCAGUGGUAAAAUUGGAGCAAAGUCAGUUACUAGCAAAGCACUGCAGGCAGAAGCUAAAUCUGAUUAUGCUGAAGCUGCAAAGCUGUAUAAUGAAGCUUUGAAUAUGGAAAAUUGGCCAGAUGGAGAACCAACAGAAGCUGAGAAAGAUCUUUGGGAGUUAGCAGCUUUAGAGGCCUACAAUCAGUUGACAGAGUGGAAGUCCUUGCAGUAUUGCUCUACAGUAAAUAUUGAUGAUAAAACUCCAUCUGAUCUGGAGAAGAUUUGGCUUGAUCCUUUCUAUCAGGAAACCUACUUACCUUAUGUAAUGCGUAGCAUGGUGAAGUUGUUACAGCUUGGGGAGCCAGAUCAAUCUCUGCUGACAUUUGUGGAUAAUGCAAUGAAGGCAGACGACAGGAAAAGCAUCAUUGAGACUCAUUACAGCCAGGAGCUGAGCCUCCUUUAUAUUCUCCAGGAUGAUUUUCAUAGAGCCAAGUACUACAUCAACAACUGCAUGCAGAUUUUCAUGCAGAAUUAUUCUAGCAUUGAUGGUUUAUUGCAUGGAAGCCGUCUUGCCAAAUUGCAGUCUGUUCAAACCGUAACUGAAAUACAGGAUUUCUUGAACUUUAUGACAAAGGAUGUUUCCAGGGCUUCAGUUAAGCACUUAAUUAGAGUGUGGACUGGGAGAUAUCCUGAUGACAGAAUGGAUCCAAUGAACAUCUGGGAUGACAUCAUCACAAAUCGAUGUUUCUUCUUGGAUAAAAUCUCAGAAAAACUUGGAAACUUGGAAGCAGAUAACAGUAUGGAAGUGGAUGAAGAAGGAAGUGCAGAUGUUCAAAUGGAAUUGGAUGAACCAGUGGAAGGCCUCGAGUCUGUGAUUAAAAGCUGCAAAUUUAACAUGAAGUUAAAAAUGGCAGACAGCGCAAGAAAGCAGAAAAACUUCUCAGUAGCCACUAAGCUGCUGAAAGAGCUGCAUCGAGAAGCAAAGACUCAGAAAGACUGGCUGAUUCGCUGGGUUCACAGCUUUAGCCGCUUCAAUCACUGUCGCUGCCAGAACCAAAGAAGCUCAGAUCAGAUUCUGUUUGUCUUGAAAACCAUCCCUCUGCUAGAGGAAAACCAAAAUGAUCCUAUAAAAACAUCCUAUCGUAUAUCUAGAGAUCAUAAUAUGCUGCUGGGAACAUCAUACUCCAUUAUAGCUGAUGUAAUUGCUAAGGACCUCUCCUGCCUUGCCGAACUAGGAGAGGAGAAGCUUCAGAGACUUGGCCAUCUUUCAGGUGCUUCUCCAGGCGAUACUGAGCAGGUUACUGUGGGCCUACACCGUAGAGCCUUGCAGCUGCUACAGGGUGCAGUGAAGAAGGUGGAUGAGGAGCUGCAGUCCCUCUCAGAGGAAUACGUUGAUACUCGUGGGGCCAUUGAGGCUUAUAUGACUUUGGCCAACUUUUGUGAUAGGCGCCUCCGGGAGGAGGAAGAGAGUGCUCAGAUUCCCAGGUUGUCUGAAAUUAUAUCCUUCCCUACCGUUGUGGUUGAAAAGAUGCUGAAGGCACUGAAGUUGAAUUCGGAGGAAGCCAGGCUGAAAUUUCCCCGGCUACUGCAGCUCAUUGAGCUCUAUCCAGCAGAGACCUUGGAUCUUAUGGCAAAAGAGGUCUCGUCCGUUCCAUGCUGGCAGUUGAUUGGCUGGCUGAGUCAAAUGAUGGCCUUGCUGGACAAGAAGGAAGCUGUGGCUGUGUACCAGGUGAUCACUGAGAUUGCAGAGUCCUACCCACAGGCUCUUAUUUAUCCCUUCAUGAUAAGCAGUGAAAACUAUGAUUUUGAAGAUUCAGCAGUUGGACACAGAAACAAAGAAUUUGUUGCAAGGCUGAAGUCAAAGUUGGAUAAAGGGGGAGUUUAUGAAGACUUUAUUAAUGCCCUGCAGCAACUUACUAACCCUGACAUGCUGUUUAAGGACUGGUUGGAAGAGGUUAAAAAUGAGUUAGAAAAGCCAAAAAAAGAUAAACAGAUCUUAAGGAAACUUUAUGAAGAUAUGUGGUCAACACUGGGGGACCCAAGAGCAGAAGGCAUUGGAGCUUUCCGACGAAAAUUUGCUGAGAAAUUUGGUAAAGAAUUUAAUUCAACAUUUGGAAAAAGUGGAUCUAAAAUACCAGAAAUGAGACACGAAGACUUCUACAAAACUGCAAGUAAGCUUCAGCAACUCAUGAAGGAAUUUGGGAAGGAGCCAGGUAACUUGAAAGAAUACUCUCCAUGGAUGAGUGACUUCAGGCCUGAAGUUCUUGGGAAUGAUCUGGAAAUCCCUGGGCAGUACGAUGGUAAAUCUAAACCUUUACCAGAAUACCAUGCAAAAAUUGCAGGAUUUGAUGAACGGGUAAAAGUGAUGAGCUCUAUACGAAGACCCAAACGGCUGAUCAUCCAAGGCAAUGAUGAGCGAGAAUACCCCUUCCUGGUCAAGGGAGGUGAAGACCUGCGACAGGACCAACGCAUUGAGCAGCUCUUUGGUGUCAUGAACAUCAUUCUUUCACGAGAUGCUGCAUGCAGUCAGCGAAACCUUCAACUGAAAACCUACCAUGUGAUCCCCAUGACAACCAGAAUUGGGCUAAUUGAAUGGCUGGAGAACACUUGUACUCUGAAGGAAUUCCUUUUGAACAAGAUGUCAGAAGAUGAAGCCAAGAAACCCCUUGAGAUAUAUGAUGCAUGGCUUUCUAAGGUCGCUUCAAAGGAGCAGGGGGCACGCCGCUAUGAAGUCAUGUACAAAAGGGCAAACAGAACGGAGACCAUCACUAGUUUCCAACGCUUAGAACAUCUUGUUUCCGGAGAUCUUCUCCGGAAAGCCUUCAUGCAGAUGAGUAUGACUCCCGAGGCCUUUCUCUCCUUGCGCUCUCACUUCGCCAGUUCCCAUGCUCUCAUGUGCAUCAGUCAUUGGAUUUUGGGAAUUGGAGAUCGUCAUCUGUCCAACUUUAUGAUUAACAUGGAAACUGGGGGCAUGGUGGGCAUUGACUUUGGACAUGCUUUUGGAUCAGCUACUCAGUUUCUACCUGUGCCCGAACUGAUGCCCUUCCGACUGACACGCCAGUUACUGAAUCUCAUGUUGCCAAUGGGCGUAUCGGGCCUGCUGUACAGCAUCAUGGUCCACUCCCUCAGAGCUUACCGAGCAGACCCAGACCUCCUGCUCAACACCAUGGAUGUCUUUGUCAAGGAGCCAUCAUUGGAUUGGAAGAAUUUUGAGUUGAAGCAGCUGAAAAAAGCAGGAACUUGGACGUUGACUGUUGACACCAAAAAUAUUAACUGGUACCCCUUGCAGAAGGUAAACUUUGCCAGGCGAAAGCUGGAAGGAGCAAACCCUGCUGCCAUAACUGGUGACGAACUGAAGCUGGGAUUUGAGAAGAACCCGGCCUUCCAGAGUAUUCUAGCUGUCGCUCAAGGAACCCAGGAGUUCAACAUGAGAGCGCGGGAAGCAGCGCAUGGCCUGUCUGUGGAGACGCAGGUGGAGUGUCUCAUCGAUCAAGCCACCGACCCCAAUCUCCUCGGACGCGUCUGGCAGGGCUGGGAGCCCUGGGUCUAACAGAAAGGGGCAUCGCCUUCAUCUCGGGCACACAGGCAGGUAGCUGAAGGGGAAGGUGGUCUUCAGGAUGGAACUUUCCAGAUUUGUGCUUGUGUCACCCACUUGGCACUGGGAAUUUGUCCAAAUUAAAGCUGACAUAUGGGACUGGCUAUGGGGUCGUGGCCGGCUGGGUUGGUAAUUCUGUUUCUUUGCACUUUACCGUGGGGCACGUUUAGCUGAAACAACGUCACUGACGUGUUUUAAAGUGAAGGAUUAGCUUAAACACACACGUCACGUCAACUGAUGUGGCACUAGAGAGGAGUGUCACAAGAGCUUGUCACUGUUUUAUGUCUUUGAUGAAAUGAAAUAUACAAUUUCUCAUAAUCGGUAA
This is a messenger RNA of Polypterus senegalus (gray bichir), 12988 nucleotides long. RefSeq names its product protein kinase, DNA-activated, catalytic subunit (gene prkdc). Gene Ontology annotation, molecular function: protein binding; DNA-dependent protein kinase activity. The record is from RefSeq and is a predicted model, not a curated record. Gene Ontology annotation, cellular component: nucleus. The transcript is spliced from 86 exons. Bases 220 to 12618 code for a protein of 4132 amino acids. Lineage: Eukaryota; Metazoa; Chordata; Cladistia; Polypteriformes; Polypteridae. Gene Ontology annotation, biological process: intrinsic apoptotic signaling pathway in response to DNA damage; telomere maintenance; double-strand break repair via nonhomologous end joining.